This is a messenger RNA of Neltuma alba, 2070 nucleotides long. RefSeq lists its product as uncharacterized. Gene Ontology annotation, molecular function: mRNA binding. Gene Ontology annotation, biological process: cytoplasmic stress granule assembly. Gene Ontology annotation, cellular component: cytoplasmic stress granule. Bases 266 to 1723 code for a protein of 485 amino acids. Lineage: Eukaryota; Viridiplantae; Streptophyta; Magnoliopsida; Fabales; Fabaceae. The record is from RefSeq and is a predicted model, not a curated record. The transcript is spliced from 12 exons.
CUUAACCACCCCACGUCACGUCAUCACGUAUCUCCGAUCUGGCGUUCCCUCUUUCGCUGCGGUGUCCGGAGUCUCUUUUCCGGCUCUUCUUUCGUGCAAUCCGUCAGCCUUCCUUCUUCGUCUCUUCUUGUGCUGCUCACUCGCUUCGAUCUGCAUUUCUAUCUUAUUUUGCUGCUCCCCUGGUUCGCUGUCUCGUCGUCAGGUUCAAUCUGCUCACCUGAGACUUCUAGAGGGCACAGAUCUGGAGACUAUCAAAUACACAGAGAUGGGUUGCAGAAGAAAAUUGUUCUCAGAUGACUCUUCUUCCUCUUCUUCACUGUGUGAGGCUUUGUUAUUUGCCACAUUGUGCAUCAUUGGCCUUCCUGUCGAUGUGUACGUUAAGGAUGGUUCUGUCUAUUCUGGAAUUUUCCACACUGCUUCUGUUGACAAGGAUUAUGGUAUCAUUUUGAAGAAAGCAAGGAUGACCAAGAAGGGAAAAGGUGACGCAAAUGUUGGAAAGGAGGGGUUAAUAGAUACUCUAGUAAUCCAAUCAGGUGACCUUGUGCAAGUUGUUGCCAAGGGUGUAAUGCUUCCCACAGAUGGUGUUAAUGGAAAUAUGACUGGUGAUGAUGAAGAGGCAGCUGAGCAUACUGCUUUUAAAGCAGAGAAACCAAAAGGGUCCCUAAAGGAUGAUAAAGUGCCCGUUAAUCAAUCAAGACAGGAUGGAGAUGACAUGGUGAAAAGGCACACUGGUGAUUGCAGAGAGAAGUUUGAGUUUGCUGAAGGCAAAAUUGUAGAAAAGGUUCAAGGCCAUUCUUUGUGCCCUGAAAUGGAUGCAUGUCCUGGACAAAUAGAGUUUGCUGAUCAUGGACAAGCAUACAUGACGUUGAAACCUUCUGGGAAUGGAUCAUACUGUGCUCCAGAAUCUGUCAAAGCUAAUGAUCAGCGUCUUGAGAAGUCUAAUUUAGCCAACUCUGCUGCUACUGAUACCACUAAAGUUGCGGAUCAUGUCUCAGGGUCGCGUAAUAUGUCACCAAAAUCUGUACCAAGUAGUACAGAAUCAAUGAAGAAUGCUAAGGAAUUCAAGCUGAACCCAGCUGCCAAAGUUUUCUCUCCAUCCUUUGUAAAUCCUACUUCAGUUACUCCUACUGGGCCAACUGUACCAGCAGUUGCAAACAUGGCUUACUUACCAAAUUCCUCUUCCGUUGUACCUAUUGGUGCUAUUCAAUCAGAAGUUGGAUUCAAUACUCUUUUGUCUCGGCCUUCUUUGCCUGUUAAAGUGGCUCAGUAUAGUAAUGUGACAGCUGGCAGUGGCUCUCAAUUCACCCAGCCUAUUUUUGAACAACUGACACAUCGGACACAACCACUGAGAUAUGCUGCACAUUAUAAUCCUGUUUUUUCUGAACCAACUUAUAUGCAACCAAGCUCUCCUGCUGUUGUGGUUGGGCGUUCAGGGCAGUUUGUCUAUGUCCAUCCUGUUACUCAUGAUCUGGUUCAUGGUGGUACGGCUAUCUCACCCGUCUCACCACGCACUGUGUUAAAUAUGAAUCAUGUUCAAUUUCCAAAGCAACAAGGAGGCACAGGGGGUCAAGUGAUGCCGCUUUGUGUUCCCUCGCCUGUCCUAGCAACUGGGCAGCAGCCCUUCGCAUUACAAAACCACAUUCCAGUUUUGCAACCUUCCCUUCCGGCAACUCGACCUGUUCCAGUCGUGGGGCCGAAUGGUUUCUACGGCACUAAAUUUUGAUGAAAAUUUGGAUUUUCUUUCGCUGUGUUAGUGAUCCUAUCACUUCCACUUAUUUGUUUCUUUUUAACUUUUUCUUUGAUUUAAGCUCUUCAUAGAUUCAAAUGUGGCUUCGUUCCUCCUCUUAUAGUAUCAAAUUUUGUUCCUUUCUUUCCACGUCCUCUCUUUAUUAGAAGUGUACAGUUUGCUUGUCCUAGCCAUAUUAUGAGAUAUAUUGUGAGAGGAAAAGCUGUAUUGAGGCCUGAAUUUAAGGGGUGAGGUUUUAAUUUGUCUAUGAAAUUGAGUAAAGCUUCUCCGUAUGACAUAACAUGUUUCCCAAUUGAAUUAGAAUGAGUCGAUCACAAACGAAA